AUGCUGCAGUGGUGCUUUCAUUCCAGUAGCAUCGCCUUCGAAUCAGAAGCAUCGGCCAUGGCACGCAAACGCAAGGCGUCUAUCCUCGGCAGUGUUCGCCGACGCUUGUUGCGCUUCGGGCGCUUCUAUCAAUAUCGGUCCACGGGCAAGGCGCUGGACGAUUUUGCCGGGUUGUGGCUGGGAGUCUUCCGGCAGUCGGCCUUGCCCAAAGAUGCCAUGGAGGUCCUAUGCAUCCUAACGUCGGCGCACAAGUCGGUUCCGUUCAAGACCCCGAAGUCCGAUAUACCUUCCCUGUGGAAGAGUCGGAUUCAAGCGUUGCUGGCCGCCAAGGGCGCUGCCACCUUCCGGUUCACGCCAGAUGAAAUGAUCACCGCGAUCCAACGUCUUGGCUCCUUGCGAGCCGCGGAUGCUGUGGAGCUA
Molecule: messenger RNA, 420 nt
Organism: Symbiodinium sp. CCMP2592
Lineage: Eukaryota; Dinophyceae; Suessiales; Symbiodiniaceae
Source: the annotation of a GenBank genome assembly